Plasmodium gonderi is the source of this 2406-nucleotide messenger RNA. RefSeq lists its product as hypothetical. The record is from RefSeq and is a predicted model, not a curated record. NCBI's taxonomy places the organism in Eukaryota, Apicomplexa, Aconoidasida, Haemosporida, Plasmodiidae. The coding region runs from base 1 to 2406 and encodes 801 amino acids. The transcript has a single exon.
AUGAUGAAAAACUUAAAUAGUAAUAAUAAUGACACUGAAAUUGAUGACAUCUCAGUAAACAUAAAUAACAGCAACGAUUUUGACAGAGUCUUAAAUGAAAUUAAGCUAAAAGAGCUUCAACUUGAAAAGCUCAAAACGAAAAAACACACGAAAAAUAAAGCAAAGUCCCAAAAUGGUAACAAUAUAGAAAAUAAUAAAGUAAGUGUAAACCAGAAAUCAGAGAAAAAUGCAAAAAAAAGCGACAGAAUUCUUAGCAAAGGUAAAGGAAGAGAAACUUUCCUGCCAAAUGAAACAAUCAAAAAAAAUGUAAAAGGAGUGACAAACUUAAUAAACGAAAAGAACGUUAAAAGUGCAAAACACGUACAGAAAAAUGUACAGAACAACGAUUUGUAUGAUACACCUGUUUUCCCCCAGAUAACCUCCUUAAUUUUAUACCAUGAAAAAGAAAAUAACUACUCUGAAUCUUCCAGUAGCAUUAAAAAUGUAAUAAAUGAAAAAGUAAAAAGACACAGUUCAAACCAUAAAAUUGAGAAGCAUACCAUAUAUGAUAUUUAUGCAAAAACGUUAAAAAAAUUGUCAAUUGAAGAUGAAAGUGACGUCUUAAAAGAAAGUGAUGAAGAAAAUUUUUAUUUCAGCAUGAACAAAAUUUCAGACAAGAGAAAAAAUAAUUUAAAUUUUUCAAACUCUAAUUUUUCAAAUAACACUUCAGAUAUAUCAUCAUUUAAUUUUAUUCCAACAUACCAAACUAAGAAUAGAAACGUGGAAAAAAGAAACAAAGGUCAAAAUGUAAAGGACUCAAGGUUGCGACAUAUGAAACGUUGCAGCGUGGAUUCACAACACCACAAACACAGCAAGGAGAAAAAAGAAUGCAAAAAAUCAGAUCAGUUUAAUUCGAAAGGUUCUGCUAAAAAUCAUACAAAUGAUGUAAAUCAUACAGAUGGUGUAAGCCACGCAAAUGAUGUAAACUAUACAAAUGAUGUAAACUACACAAACGAUGUAAACUAUACAAGUGAUAUGAAUACCACAAAUGGCAAAGAUUUUUACUAUGAUGAAGAAAUGCAUGACGUCUCGCACCUAAACAAGUGUCAUCAUAGUUAUAAAGGUGGUAGUGACCACUCGGGUGAAAAGAAAAACAUAAAGGGAACGGCAAAAAAUGAAAAUGAAGGGGAAAAAAUAGGAAGAGAAUCAGAUGCAUGUGUAAAUGAAAAGAAUGAGGAUGGAGGUAUUUACAAAAGUCAGGAAAGGUGCAAAUUAAAAGAUGUAGACAUAGAUGAACAAUCUUAUAUGUAUGAUGAAAAGCUUCCUACAGACUUCCUAAACGUAGAAGAAAAUAAAAAAUGCAACACAGAAGAAUCAAAAUCUUUGGAAAAAGAAUAUUUCAUACAAAAAGAAAAUAGAAAUUCUAAAAAGGAACAAAAAGUAUUUUUGCACAACGGUAAUAAUAAUAGCACUCAUAAUGAAUCACAAAAGGAAAGUGAUUAUUUAGGCAUGUCGAAUUCAUUGUACAUUGAAAGCUUACAUGAAGGCAAAGAAGAAAAAAUGAAAAAUAACCAAGUAAAAAAUGGAAAAUGUGACACAACCAAUAUUAAGAUUAAGGAUAAUGUCAUAAGUAGCCAUGACAAUAACAAUAAUGCAUAUGAUGGAAAGGGAUCAAUACAGACAUCAUUGCAGGGCAUUUCUCAAAUUAAUAUGUAUGAUUCAUUAAAUAACCAUUUACAUAAAAAACGAAAAUAUGCAAGUGGAAAACAAAAUGGAGAUUACGCAAAAUCAGACAUAACUACAACUGAUUCUGAAUUUUCUAUAGAUGAAAAGUUAAACAUGUCAUACGAGACUUUUAAAAAUAAAAACAGAAAUAAUGAAAUGUUACCUGUUGUACAAUCUACCAAAAGUAAAGAGAAUCUACUAAAAGUAGUAAAUAGUAAACCCAUUUUAAAUAUUAGGAAACUGUUAAGAAUAAUGCGAGAAUUUUAUGUUGGAUUUAUUGGUCUACAAUUAAUUUAUUUUAUAACAUAUCUUCUUUUUGGCAAUAAUAGCAUUUACUUAAUUCAAAUUGUUUCCAUAUCUUGUACUUUCUUUUCCCUAUUAGAUGCCAAUUAUCACGGUUAUUUACUAAAUGGCUUUAUUGACAUGUGUAUUGCAAUUUUUUUAAAUAUAGCCAUUUUACAAGACAUCGCUGGUUUUAAAAGCGUAAAAACUAAUGAUGUCCUAAAAAAUAUAACCGUGUCAAAUGUUGUUUUCCUCUAUUUCUUUUCUGUGUUCUCAUUUUUGAAUAGUUAUUUUAUACAUAAAUUGCACACCAUGGAAAGAAAAAAUAUAAAACAUGUAAUACGAAGCAUCGAAUCAAAGGCGGGAACGGUUGUUAAAAGCACCACGUUGGCUAUAUCACCAUCCAAAAGUGUUCAUUAA